Phaedon cochleariae (mustard beetle) is the source of this 1035-nucleotide messenger RNA. Lineage: Eukaryota; Metazoa; Arthropoda; Insecta; Coleoptera; Chrysomelidae. The record is from the annotation of a GenBank genome assembly.
AUGAUUCUCUUCUGCAUAUCCCUAUACGCCUGCGUCGAUCUCAUCAUCAAAACCUGGGUCAAGUGGGACACCUCUCCUGUGCUGGUCAGCUUCGCCAGAAGCCCCACGCCCGUAUGGCAGGUGCCAUUUCCCGCCAUCACCAUUUGCUCGGAAACGAAGGCGAGACAGAGGGUUUACAAUUUCACAGACGCCUAUGAUCGAGUCGUACACGGGGCGAAUAUGACAGACGAAGAAUGGAAACGUUUCUCCGACAGUUCUUUGAUAUGCGACAAUCAUCUAUAUACAAGUGGAGAAAAAGUUACGGGAUUCGAUACCAUCGAAUAUCUUAUGAGUAUUGCGCCUCAAUUUGAAGAUGUUUUCUUCAAUUGUAAAUGGACAUUGUUGAAUGAAAGUUGCGAUAAUAUGUUCACACCUAUACUAACAGAAGAUGGAUUGUGUUUUACAUUCAAUAUGUUGGAUAAGAGCGAACUUCUUCGUGAUAAAGUGUUUUUACACGGAGAUUAUAUGAGUCAUGGCAGAAAUGCAGAAGGUUGGACUCUGGAAGAUGGGUAUCCGAAGACAGCUAAGAAAGACACGUUCCCGAGAAGAGCGUUAUCAGCAGGAUUUUCGGCAGGAUUAUUCUUAGUCCUGAAAGCAUACGAGCCUGAUCUCGACUAUAUUUGCAGAGGACCUGUACAGGGAUUCAAGAUACUCCUCCACCACCCAGCAGAGGUACCCAGAGUGGGCACCCAAUACUUCCGCGCGCCCCUGAACCAAGAAGUGGUGGUCUCUGUCAAACCGGACAUGAUGACGACAGCGCCCGGCCUGCGGAACUACGACCCGCACCGCAGGCAAUGCUUCUUUCCCUCCGAGCGGUACCUGGCGUACUACCAGAGCUACACGCAGCAGAACUGCCAGGUGGAGUGCCUGACCAACUUCACGUUGGCGAAGUGCGGCUGCGUGGCCUACCACAUGCCACAUGAAGAAUAUACACCGAUAUGCAGUUCAGGAAGCCAGAUGUGCAUGUUCCUAGCAAAAAGUAAGUUAUGUAUAUGA